UGUGAAUAAAGUUCAAUCUUGUCAGACUUAGGACAACUAGGCUGAUCUCGAGCAGGAAGCUGGAUGUUUAUUAAGUCUGAUUUACCUACUCAGUCUGGACUAAAAAGGUGUGUGGAUUCCCUAGUCAGUGACCCAGCAUGAAGCCGGUCACUAGAGUGCCAGGCCCUGAGCCUGUCCCCAUGGCCCUGUGAAGUACAAAGCGCUGCCCUACCUCUCAAGUGAGCACGCUGAGGCUCCAGGAGCUUCAUCAUCCCCGAGUCACCGGCCAGGUCGGGCCAUCUAGGGAAACUGGAGAGUGUUAACUCCGCAGUUACAGCCUUCUGGGCCACACACUGUCCCAAAGCUGGAAUUUGAGCUCUGUUCUGCCUGGCUCCAAAGCAAAAGAAGGGCAAUCACCUGGGCUGACCGCCCACGACAUCCUUCGCUCCGGGUCCUUUCCCGGUGGCAGGUGGAGACGGCCUUUUGGAGGGGCCUCGCUGUCCAGCUGCAAGGAUAGUGGUUAGUGGACAGCUCCCAGCUGCUGGCCCCUGCAGGGUGGGCCUUGCUUUUAUGCUGAGCUCAUGCUCUUCUCCAGGUGACCCUGUGGCCGAUGACUAAGCAAAGUGGCAUCACAGUGACCUCACCAUUUCCACCCCACAAGACUCCGCCAACAGGCAGUCUGCCCCUCAGAGCGCCCCAUGGGCAGGAGCUUUGUGGCUGUGUCAGCUGUGCCACAUCCUCCUGCCCAGCCCGGCCUCCUUCUUCUUACACAGGUGCCACAUCCUCCUGCCCAGCCCGGCCUCCUUCUCCUUACGCAGGUGCCACAUCCUCCUGCCCAGCCCGGCCUCCUUCUCCUUACGCAGGUGCCACAUCCUCCUGCCCAGCCCGGCCUCCUUCUCCUUACGCAGGUGCCACAUCCUCCUGCCCAGCCCGGCCUCCUUCUCCUUACGCAGGUGCCACAUCCUCCUGCCCAGCCCGGCCUCCUUCUCCCUACGCAGGUGCCACAUCCUCCUGCCCAGCCCGGCCUCCUUCUCCUUACGCAGGUGCCACAUCCUCCUGCCCAGCCCGGCCUCCUUCUCCUUACGCAGGUGCCACAUCCUCCUGCCCAGCCCGGCCUCCUUCUCCUUACGCAGGUGCCACAUCCUCCUGCCCAGCCCGGCCUCCUUCUCCUUACGCAGGUGCCACAUCCUCCUGCCCAGCCCGGCCUCCUUCUCCUUACGCAGGUGCCACAUCCUCCUGCCCAGCCCGGCCUCCUUCUCCUUACACAGGUGCCACAUCCUCCUGCCCAGCCCGGCCUCCUUUUCCUUACACAGGUGCCACAUCCUCCUGCUCAGCCCGGCCUCCGCCCUUCUCCUUACGCAGAUGCCACAUCCUCCUGCCCGGCCCGGCCUCCUUCUCCUUACCAGGUGCCACAUCCUCCGCCCAGCCUGGCCUCCGCCCUUCUCCUUACCAGGUGCCACAUCCUCCUGCUCAGCCUGGCCUCCGCCCUUCUCCUUACAAGGUGCCACAUCCUCCUGCUCAGCCUGGCCUCCGCCGUUCUCCUUACCAGGUGCCACAUCCUCCUGCCCAGCCUGGCCUCCGCCCUUCUCCUUACGAGGUGCCACAUCCUCCUGCCCAGCCUGGCCUCCGCCCUUCUCCUUACGAGGUGCCACAUCCUCCUGCCCAGCCUGGCCUCCGCCCUUCUCCUUACCAGGUGCCACAUCCUCCUGCUCAGCCUGGCCUCCGCCCUUCUCCUUACCAGGUGCCACAUCCUCCUGCCCGGCCCGGCCUCCUUCUCCUUACGCAGGUGCCACAUCCUCCUGCCCGGCCUCCUUCUCCUUACCAGGUGCCACAUCCUCCUGCCCAGCCCGGCCUCCUUCUCCUUACCAGGUGCCACAUCCUCCUGCCCAGCCCGGCCUCCUUCUCCUUACGCAGGUGCCACAUCCUCCUGCCCGGCCCGGCCUCCUUCUCCUUACACAGAUGCCACAUCCUCCUGCCCGGCCCGGCCUCCUUCUCCUUACCAGGUGCCACAUCCUUCUGCCCGGCCCGGCCUCCUUCUCCUUACCGGGUGCCACAUCCUCCUGCCCGGCCUCCUUCUCCUUACCAGGUGCCACAUCCUCCUGCCCGGCCCGGCCUCCUUCUCCUUAUGCAGGUGCCACAUCCUCCUGCCCGGCCUCCUUCUCCUUACCAGGUACCACAUCCUCCUGCCCAGCCCGGCCUCCUUCUCCUUACCAGGUGCCACAUCCUCCUGCCCAGCCCGGCCUCCUUCUCCUUACGCAGGUGCCACAUCCUCCUGCCCGGCCUGGCCUCCUUCUCCUUACACAGAUGCCACUUCCUCCUGCCCGGCCCGGCCUCCUUCUCCUUACAAGGUGCCACAUCCUCCUGCCCAGCCCGGCCUCCUUCUCCUUACCAGGUGCCACAUCCUCCUGCCCGGCCCAGCCUCCUUCUUCUUACCAGGUGCCACAUCCUCCUGCCCGGCCCGGCCUCGUUCUCCUUACACAGGUGCCACAUCCUCCUGCCCGGCCCGGCCUCCUUCUCCUUACCAGCAUUUGCUUCUGGGAGGACCCGACCCGAGACACUCACGUAAAAGAGGAUGCCCACGUACAGAUGUGGCAGCAGGCCCUCCGAGCUGGGAUUCAGACCCAGCCUUAAGGAGAAGAAAACCGAGGCCAGGAAGUCAGCAAGAACAUGAAGUCGGUGACCCAGCAUCCAGGUCCCCGGAUUUGCCACCUGUGUCCUUUUGUGGGGCUUCCCUUUGUAAAGCUUGAAAGAAUAAGAGGAUCUUAACAUAAUUUUAAAACUGGAAGAGACCCUGGUGACCAUGUCAUCCGAAGCCCUCAUUCUACCGUGGAGGAGGUGUGGGCCCAGAGAGAAGGGAGGUCCUUGUUGGCGCAGCCGGUGAGCGGCAGGGUGUGUCCCGGAGCCCGGGUUUCCAGCGCCCUCUCUGUCUUGCUGCCGAGCGUCCACGUCUGUUCGGUUGUCUUUGCACACUCCUGGCUCCCAGUUAGACCGCUGCUCCCAGGCGGAACGUCUGCCACAGGGGACACGUACAUGCGGCCACCAUGGGGACUGAAUGAGGGUGGGCCCACAAAGCUCUCCAACGCGGGGUUCUGACAGAAAGCCCAACCCGGGCCGAAAGCCAUCUUUUAAAAUGAAGUUUACUGGGUUUCUUUUUUCAUUAUAAAGUAAUGCACACUGUCCACAGAGAUAUGAAAAUAUUUAAAAGUAGAGAGAAGAAAAACAUCA
Messenger RNA from Homo sapiens (human), 3204 nucleotides. Its product is annotated as vegetative cell wall protein gp1-like. The record is from RefSeq and is a predicted model, not a curated record. The transcript has 3 exons. Bases 678 to 2726 code for a protein of 682 amino acids. NCBI's taxonomy places the organism in Eukaryota, Metazoa, Chordata, Mammalia, Primates, Hominidae.